Messenger RNA from Aspergillus affinis, 411 nucleotides. RefSeq lists its product as uncharacterized. The transcript has a single exon. The record is from RefSeq and is a predicted model, not a curated record. The coding region runs from base 1 to 411 and encodes 136 amino acids. NCBI's taxonomy places the organism in Eukaryota, Fungi, Ascomycota, Eurotiomycetes, Eurotiales, Aspergillaceae.
AUGUCCGUGUGGGACAAAUUUCGGGCUAGGGUUCUGAAGCCUCAGCUCCAGGAAAGAGAGAACCGGAAGAAUCGUCUUGACCAACACGAUAACAGACCCAUCAAUCCUACGGGAAGUCCGGUCAAUGAACGUACACUUCCUCCAAUAGCAAGCUCUCCGAGUACCUUGACCCCCGUCCAUAUCGCAGCAGAGGGCAAUAUGGAGGUCGAAGAUUACGGUGAAGGGCCUUCCCAAUGGCCAAGCCAAAGCGACACGGAAUCAAGCUUUUCUUCGUUCGGCCCAAACGCAGACAGCGAAUCUGAGCAAAGUGAGGAAAAGUCCGACCAGGACCAGCACAGCUCCCAGCAGAGCAGCGGUGACGAACUGCCCUUCAAUACGGACCAGGAUGGAGUCGACAUGGAGGAAGACUAG